Molecule: messenger RNA, 820 nt
Organism: Drosophila sechellia
Lineage: Eukaryota; Metazoa; Arthropoda; Insecta; Diptera; Drosophilidae
Product: glycine-rich protein DOT1
Exons: 2
Coding region: 77-601 (174 amino acids)
Source: RefSeq, a predicted model, not a curated record
UUUCCGAGCUAAGCUCCCCAAUCCCACUUCGAUCAUCGCCAAGUGCCAGUUAAACCCAAGUGGAACCGACAACAAUAUGAAGGUUUUCAUCUACCUGAUUGUCUGCGUCAGCCUGGCCCAAUCCGGAUUCAUCGGAGGUGGUGCUAGCGGUGGCUGGUCAUCCGGAGGAGGUGGUGGCUGGUCAUCCGGCGGAGGCGGCGCCCCCACCAUCGUCAAGGUCAUCAGCGAGGAGGCUGUUCAUGGCGGCGGCGGAUGGGCCGGCGGCUACUCUGGUGGCUAUGCCCAUGCUCCCGAGGAGGUGAAGAUCGUCAAGGUGAUCAGCGAGGCGGGCCACUCUCACGGUCAUGAUUAUGGUCACGACCAUGGUCACAGCCACGGCCACGGCUCGGAGGUUAAGAUCAUCAAGGUCAUCCAGGAGGAGGGUCACAGCCACGGCCAUGGCCACGGAUACGAGUACUCCAGCGGAGGCCAUGGACACGCCCACCACGCCGAGGAUGUGAAGAUCAUCAAGCUGAUCAGCUCCGGAAUUGCCGAUGGCGGCAGCCACGGUGGCUGGUCCUCCGGCGGCGGCUGGUCCUCCGGUGGCUCCGGAUGGAACUAAGCAGUUCCUCGGAGAUGCUCGGUCAUCCCAACGGAUCCCAGGCAACCCAGUGCGCCGAUGUCAACUCUUUUGUUUCUGUUGUCGGAGUUGUGCGGCGAUAUUGGCCUUUUUCGAUGCUCGAAGUAAGUUUAGGAUAGUGCACGCGUUUUGUGUGUGCGCUUAGAAACCAUUAAUUUUUUUUGCUAAUUGUUAAAGAAAUACACAGAAAAAGAAAAAGAA